Messenger RNA from Lolium perenne, 986 nucleotides. RefSeq lists its product as uncharacterized. Lineage: Eukaryota; Viridiplantae; Streptophyta; Magnoliopsida; Poales; Poaceae. The record is from RefSeq and is a predicted model, not a curated record.
UCCGCGCCAUGGCGAGGAAUUCCCCCCGUGGAACGUUCAACCCCGAUCCUGUUCCAGAAAAUCCGAAGAUAUCUGCGCCUUUCUCGCGGCAGCUGGAUACCAUCCUUGGGUGUACCAUAAGGAAUAAUGAGAAUGCAGAGCGGGAGGCAGUAGGCGUGGUGAUUGUGUAUGCAUUUGACUGCACCACCUCCACCCCAGCCUGGUACAAGAUGGAUGAUGUGUAUUCGUUGGUGGAAGAGAAGCUCACCGAUUUGGUGGACACCAUUGGUUACAUAUUCGUCAUGUCCACCCCUAACACAUACAGGUCUGACAUGAAAUCAGUUGAUUCGGCUGAGACACAGAAGACAGGCUACAAGAAAAGCCCAGCCUGGUGCAAGGCCGCCUGCACGAAACAAAUGGCGUGUGGCCUCGACAAGGCGCACAAACUGAUCAGCCACAGCGGGAAUAAAAACGGCAUUAUAUUGGUGUUCUCCGACGGGUCAACUCACAAGGGAGACUUCUUUGAUGGAGCCAAGGACUUCAUCUCCAAAGUGCCGGUCCACACGUUUAUUCUCUACGGGCAAGACUGAGUUGUUAAGAUCUAAGUAUGAAUACCCAUGCAUAUUCGUCGUUAGAUAAAUAAUAAGAUCUAAUUAUGAAUACCCAUGCAUAUUCGUCGUUUGAUAAAUAAAGAAGAUGUGAAGUCAAAAACAACAAGCCGUGAUCGGCUACAUGAUAUUUGGAUGUACAAUUUAAUCCGAUUGAUUAUUUGGCAGGUCCUUGACUGAGUGACUCCUUCUUGUUAUACCAGCGUAUGAGAUUGAAGGCUGUUCUACUCCAGAGUUGAUCUAGUUUCAGUUAUGUUAGCUCCUUUCAAGGCGCUGGUGUUUUGCUAUGUGUGUGUGGCUUCGUUGUCUCCUGCGACUUGAUCCAGGACGUGUUUGAUUUAAGCUGGAUCGCUCCAGCAUCUGUGAACCUUAUUUUGUAUUGUAAUAUGGCUACUUCAG